CGUAAACAUUGACCGCGAGCGAGAGCGGCCAGAACUCUUGAGUCCCUCGUCUUAUUUAUCUUUUUCCGACAUAAAAGGAGGCUCAAGAUGGAUAAUACAUCUUGGACUGCUCCCCCAGGGGCAGCCCAGCCCAUGGGAAUUCAGUCAACUGCAGGAGCCGUACCUAUUAUGAAUGAUAAAGGUGAGGUGUCCAUGAAAAAAGUGAAAGUACAGCGUUAUGUGAGUGGAAAGCGACCAGACUAUGCCCCAGCAUCAUCAGAUGAAGAAGAGGAAGAGGAUGAAGACUUCACUAGACCACGAGGUGCUGCUCCCCCCUCACCCCCCACACACAAAUCCCUCACAGAGGCUGAGAUGGCUGACCCCAGGUUACGGCGUCUGCUGGCCAACCGACAGAGGCCACCCAGUGAGGAUGAGUUAGAGGUUGAAAUGCCAAGGAGGAGAGUUGUACAUCAGGCAGAAAUUGUAGACAUGAGUGAAGAAGAGAGAGAAGAGGAAGAGCAUGAGGAUGAUAUGUCUGAUGACAUGCCUGAUAUCCCACCUGUACGGCCAGAAGUGCGCACUAGCCAUCGCCUGGCAGAGUCAGACAGUGAAUCAGAAGGGGAGGUUGAUGAGAAUGAGCUGGCUUUGCGUCGCCUCAAUCUCCGUCAGCGAGCAUUGCAGAAGAUCCAGCAAGAGGAGGAGUUGUUGGGUAAAGAAGAGGAAGGCAGCGAAGAGUCAUCAGAAGAAGAGAGCUCAGAGUAUUCAGAAGAGACAGAUUCAGAGGAGGAAGGGCCCAGACUAAAACCAGUUUUUGUCAGAAGAAAAGACAGAGUCACAAUUCACCAAAAGGAACAGGAGCAGGCCAGAGUAAAGCAGCAAGAAGUAGAGACCAGGAAGAGGGUAGAAGAACGCCGCAGAGAAACACUCCGCAUGAUUGAACACGAGCACCGCCAGGCAGCCAACAUCCGCAAUGCCAUUGAAAAUGGAGAUCCCAUUGAUAACAUCAACACAGAUGAUGAAGCUGAUGAUGCAGAAUAUGAGCUAUGGAAAUUGCGGGAACUUAGAAGAUUAAAGAGAGAUAAGGAGGAAAGAGAAGCUGCAGAGAAGGAGAGAGAGGAGAUUGACAAGCUGAGAAACAUGACGGAGGAAGAGAGACGAAUUGAGCUGCGCAACAAUCCCAAGGUAAUCACCAACAAAGCUACCAAAGGGAAGUACAAGUUCCUGCAGAAGUACUACCACCGUGGCGCCUUCUUCCUGGACGAGGAGGAGGAUGUGUUCAAGAGGGACUUCUCAGGGGCAACUCUUGAGGAUCACUUCGAUAAGACUAUUCUGCCGAAGGUCAUGCAAGUCAAGAACUUUGGCCGCUCGGGUCGGACCAAGUACACGCACCUUGUAGACCAGGACACCACCUCAUUCGACUCCCCCUGGGCUGCUGACUCGCAAAUGAACCACAAGUUCUUCAACGGCAAUGCAGGCGGGAUGAAGCAGAUGUUCGACAGGCCCACUGUCAAGAAGCGAGCUGCCCCGGCCGCCAACAACAAUGCUAAUGUCCGGAAAUAAAGAGAGGAUUGGUGUGAAGGAGGGAAGGAAGACAGCAGGAAAUGAUGGGAAGAAUUGAAGGAAGAAGAAAGUGGAAUGUCAAUGGUGUAAACUGGACAAGAAGGGAGAUGGUGGUUCUUCACUCUGGGUACAACUGACCUUUACAAAUUGUGUUUGUUGCAGGCAGAGUUGCAGUUUCUCUAUUUGGAAAUUAGAUAGAAAUGCCCUAUAUGAGUAAAAUUGAAAUGGUAGGAAUAUGAAGGAAGAUCACCCACACUCAUUCACAUGUAUAACACCUAUACAUACACACCUCUUCACUUUCUGUUUUUUACUUUUCUUUAUUCAUGCAUUUAAUAUUUCAUUCAUUCAUCAAUUCACAAAAACAGAAAAAAAUCAUAAAUCCAUUAAAACAGAUGCCCUUUUGGCCUUAUCACUAAUUCAGC
Molecule: messenger RNA, 1961 nt
Organism: Penaeus monodon (black tiger shrimp)
Lineage: Eukaryota; Metazoa; Arthropoda; Malacostraca; Decapoda; Penaeidae
Gene: Mfap1
Product: microfibrillar-associated protein 1-like
Exons: 8
Coding region: 88-1539 (483 amino acids)
Biological process (GO): mRNA splicing, via spliceosome
Cellular component (GO): U2-type spliceosomal complex
Molecular function (GO): RNA binding
Source: RefSeq, a predicted model, not a curated record